GCACUGCUCUUAUUACACUCUUACACUACCCUGAUUGAACCACUGCUCUCACCUGAACCACAAACACAGAGGGUCAACUGAUGGAAAGACAGCCAAGUCACUUAGAGAGGGAUGAACUUUGAAAAUGACCACAGAUUUAAAGGAAAACUAAAAUAACUUAAAGAAAAAAGGGUAAACUGCAAUACUUUGUCUCACCAAGGACCUCAGGACAAGCAAGCAAAAGAAAUCUCACUGGGAAACACUAGUGGACUAUUGUGAGAUUCUGUGAAGGACAGCUAUAGCGCACACAGACUGGAGAUAAGAAUGACAAUAUAAGUGCAUCUUUACCACUCAUCCGUUGCAAUGGCAAGCUCUGUUUAUCUCUGCCUGCUGAGGGCAGUUUUCCUGGUGUGUUUUGUAAACCCUUUAAUCCAAGCACUAGAUGCAAACGUGCUCCAGAAUCCUCAUCAUGAACUGGAAGAGAAUCUCACUGGACUCCCAAUUGUCACAUUUAAAUGGCAUCACGUUCAGACCCCAUACCUGGUGAUAAUUUGGGUAUUUGUGGCUGGAUUGGCGAAACUAUCAGUGAUUGAACUAAACCAUCAUGUCACCGGUGUGAUCCCAGAGAGUGGUCUGCUCAUCAUCCUGGGCUUUAUUUUGGGAGGAAUCGUCUGGGGAGCAGACAAGGCGCAGACAUUCAAAUUGCUUCCUCCCACUUUCUUCUACUACUUGUUGCCCCAGAUCAUCUUGGAUGCAAGUUACUUUAUGCCCAACAAGCUAUUUUUCAGCAACCUGGGUGCCAUUCUCAUUUACGCCAUCUUCGGAACGUGCUGGAACGCAGCUACAGUGGGCCUCUCGCUCUGGGGCUGCUAUGAGGCUGGAGCCAUGGGUAACUUGGACAUCGGUCUCCUGCAGUUUCUAUUGUUUGGCAGUUUAAUCGCCGCGGUGGAUCCGGUGGCCGUGAUUGCAGUGUUUGAAGAAGUGCAUGUGAAUGAGGUGCUCUUUAUCCUGGUGUUUGGAGAGUCAUUGCUCAAUGAUGGCGUCACAGUGGUGCUUUACAAUGUAUUUGAUGCUUUUGUUGCUCUUGGAGGCCCAAAGAUUGACGCUGCAGAGAUUAUUAAGGGCAUAUUUUCAUUUGUUGUGGUGGCAUUUGGAGGCUCGUUUCUUGGCAUUUUGUUUGCCAUACUACUGUCCCUGCUGACCAGGUGCACCAAACACAUUCAGAUCAUUGAAGCCGGCUUUGUCUUUGUGGUGGGCUACCUGGCUUACCUGACAGCAGAAAUGCUCUCCCUCUCUGCAAUACUUUCAAUCACCUUCUGCGGUAUAUGCUGUCAGAAAUAUGUGAAUGCCAACAUGGAUGAGAAAUCAGUCACAACGGUUCGUCAUGCCAUGAAGGUGCUUGCGAAUGGCUCUGAAACCAUGAUCUUCGUAUUCUUGGGUGUUACAGCCAUUGAUACCGAGAUCUGGGUUUGGAACACAGGUUUCAUCCUCCUCACCCUCCUCUUCGUCUUUAUAUACAGGAUCAUAGGCGUUUUCUUGCUCACCUGGAUGUUGAACAAGUUCAGAUUGGUUCCCAUCGAGGUCAUUGACCAGGUUGUAAUGAGCUACGGUGGCCUGCGGGGGGCAGUGGCGUAUGGACUAGCAGCUAUGUUAGACGAAGACAAGAUCCCUGAGAAGAAUCUGAUCAUUAGUACAACACUCAUUGUGGUGUAUUUCACUGUCAUUCUUCAGGGAAUCACAAUGAAGCCGUUGGUUCAAUGGCUCAAGGUCAAAAGAGCUUCUCACUCGGACUUGAAACUUAUUGAGAAACUAAACAAUAGGGCAUUUGACCACAUGCUAGCAGCAGUGGAGGACAUUUGUGGACGGAUAGGAGAUAACUGGUGGACCAGAGGUUGGAACAGGUUUGAGGAAAAUUAUAUCAGCUGGUUUUUGAUGAAACCUAAGGCCAGAAAGAACAGAGACUACCUAUUUACUGUCUUCCACAAACUCAAUCUGGAGGAUGCUGUUAACUACGUCAGUGAGGGUGAACGCCAAGGAUCUCUGGCCUUCAUUCGUAGUGAUGAAGCAGCCAAUGUAGAUUUCAAAAAACAAUUUGGUUCAGAAUUUACAGAUGUGAUGCCUGAUAUAAUGGUUGAUAUGUCAAAUUACGAGCUUGGAAUUGAAAACUUUACAGUAACCUCCAUUGUAAAAGACACUAUUCCCUCUGUAUCUCUGGACAUCCAUGGGCAAGACAGGAAGAAUGCGGUGGAUGACAUCAGAGCACAUCAUCUUCUACAGCAGCACCUGUACAGGAGCAGAAAGCAUCACCGUCACAAAUACAGUCGCAGUCACUUCAGCAUUAACCAGAGUGAGGACGAGGUGCAGGAGAUUUUCCAGAGGACCAUGAGGAACCGCCUCGAGUCCUUCAAAUCAGCUAAGAUGGGUGUCAACCCUGCCAAAAAGAUCACAAAGCACCACAAGAAGGAACUAACACACAAGAUGCCUAACGGACACCCAGACGACACAGGCCACCUAUAUGGAGAUAAAGUUGACAGUGCUAUGGGGAGUGAGACUGGUACUAUCAGUGGUACUUUCAUGAGAGACACAUAUACAGUGGGAGCUGGCAUAGAGAAUCCAGUAUUCUUGCCAGAUAUGGACAGUCCCACUCACAGCAGCCUACCCUGGCUAAUGGAGACUGAGGCUGUUGCACCUUCCCAGAGGGCUCAGCGGCGCCUGCCCUGGACACCCAACAGACUGCGGCGUCUUGCACCCAUGAGGAUCAGCACCUGCUCCACGGACUCCUUCCUGAUGGCUGAUCUGGAGGAACAUGAGGAACAGCCCCAAACAGACCAUGAAGAAAUACGACCAGUCUUUGACUAGAUACUUCAGGACAAUAAUGCGGCAUGUCUCAAAGCACAUCCACAGGCAUGGAAGUGCACCGUAUACAGAUUUCAGUCCAUACCUCCAAAGAAACAAGGUGGAACUGGAAAAUAGCUGCAGGAAAUCCCACUAAAAUUAAAUAACAUGGAGCAAAAUCUCAUGGAUGUUCUCAUGGAAUCCAUUUAGGGCAACUUAUUCAUGUACAAUUGAGUAUGGACAUCAGUAGAAAAAGAAAAGUGAAUGCUUUCAAAGUUUUCCAAGUGACGCACCUGCCUUUUCCAAAUUUUAUGAUUUUUAAAAUGUAAACACCUUGUGAAAUGGUUGGUCAAAAAGAGCUUUCUACAUGUGCUGACAUAUUUCCCAUUGCAAAAGGAAAAUUGGGCUUUAAAAUAGCCAAUAACCUUCAGUUUACAUCACAGCCACGAUGAACAUUAUUUGCUACUUAAUAUCUCUAGUCAGUUUUAACUACUGAACAUUUGUUUUGGUCAACUUGUAUGACUAAACUAGACUAUAUGGUCUCAAAGCUAACAGACACUAACUAUAAGCAUCUAAUUUUGAUCUUUAAAACUGUGUUGGGGGAAAGGUUGAGAAUGUGUUUUGUGCAAUAUUGCUUAUGUAAUAUUAUGGAAGCUUGGUUCUCCCACAGAAUGAAAAAAUAAAUGUAAAAAGUAAUUGUGAUUUUUAUUUUUAUUUUUCUCAGAAUGGUGAAAUGACUCAGAAAUAGAUUUUUUCUCCUCAGAAUUCUGAGUUUACCUCUCACAAUUCUGUCAUUUUUUCCUCACAUUUUUGAAUUAACAUCCUGCAAGUCUGACCUUUCUCAGAAUUGAGAGUUUAUAUCUCACAGUUCUGAAAAAAGUCUGAAGUGAAGAGUCACAAUUACCUUUUUUAUCCCGUCGUGGAAACAGCUCCCAUUUAAUAUAGCGAGAGAAAAGCCAUGUAGUCUUUUGCAAGAUCCAGCUUGUAGUUUCAUUUUGUAAUGGCACUUUACUACUGUGACGUCACCUCUACAAGGCAGAUUCUUCCCUGCAUCGCAAUGUGCAACUAAAUUAAUAAGGAAGGUAUUAAGUAAAUUUUAUAUAAAAUGAUUUUUCACUCAUAGAAUUCAUUUUAGACUGUAUGUGAGUGAAUUGAGGUGGUAACUGUUACAAACUAUGUUUGUGUAUGGAAAAGGUCCUAUUUUAAAUCAGUCAGUUGUAUCUUGUCAUUCAAAUAAUGUAUUUAUCGGGGCAUUGUUAUUUCCUUUAUGAGAUUAAUAAAGUAUUUAUCGGUAUUUAUCUAAUCUUACUAUGUUAGCCAUUUUCACUUCAAUCUACAUCUGUAUACGAUUAUGGUGGCUAUUUACAUUUAAGAAUAUAUUAAUUUCAAAAAACACUUUAGCUACACCAGUGUUGCUUUUGUGUUAUUUAUAUACCAUUAUAUUAUUUGAUAUUUUACAAAUAGCUUUUAUUUGUACAUUUUUAGUUUUCAGUUGGGAGUAAUUUCACUAUGUAUAAUAAAAUAUGAAGUUCAUUUGCAAAAA
Onychostoma macrolepis is the source of this 4357-nucleotide messenger RNA. It is a transcript of the gene slc9a3.1, whose product is annotated as solute carrier family 9 member A3, tandem duplicate 1. NCBI's taxonomy places the organism in Eukaryota, Metazoa, Chordata, Actinopteri, Cypriniformes, Cyprinidae. The transcript has 17 exons. Bases 343 to 2838 code for a protein of 831 amino acids. The record is from RefSeq and is a predicted model, not a curated record. Gene Ontology annotation, molecular function: sodium:proton antiporter activity. Gene Ontology annotation, biological process: sodium ion transport; proton transmembrane transport; regulation of pH. Gene Ontology annotation, cellular component: brush border membrane; apical plasma membrane.